Bolinopsis microptera is the source of this 772-nucleotide messenger RNA. Its product is annotated as protein Mpv17-like. The transcript has 4 exons. Bases 173 to 754 code for a protein of 193 amino acids. Gene Ontology annotation, biological process: cellular response to reactive oxygen species. Gene Ontology annotation, cellular component: cytoplasm; membrane; mitochondrion. Lineage: Eukaryota; Metazoa; Ctenophora; Tentaculata; Lobata; Bolinopsidae. The record is from RefSeq and is a predicted model, not a curated record.
CAAAAAUGUGACGACAAACAAUAAAGUCUGAUAUUGUAUCGCAGACUCGCAGAGCGGAAACCCAUAUAUUCAUGAAUUUGUGACGACAAGCUGCCUAGACAUUUCUAAUAAAAACUUUUUAAAUAAAACAUUGACCGCAUUGUUUGAGACAUCGGGAGAUUAGACUGACAGAAUGAGUGCUUUUCUCCGGUGGUAUUCCCGCCACUUGAAAAAACACCAGUUUGCAAUGAACAUGGUUACAACAGGAACCGGGUUCUUUCUCGGCGACAUCCUCUCUCAACAGGUAAUAGAAAAGAAGGGAAAGGAUCAUGAACUGGAACGAACUGUCAGAUCUGUUACAGUUGGCUCGUUCUACAUCGCCCCCGUCAUCACAUUUCUCUACAACUUUGUUGACAAGGUAUGUGGUCCGUCACAAACGCCGCUAAAUUCUCUGAAGAAAACUGGUUUUUUAAGUCUACUGAGUCCGAUCACCAGUGCUGGAUACGUCAUCUGCAAUAAUGUCCUCCAAAACAAACCCCUUGACUACACCAUCAAUCAGUUGAAAGACGAUUUACUGACGAUAGUCCUAGUUCAGUACAAGAUCUGGAUACCUACUAACUUUAUUCUGAUGACUGUGGUCCCUCUAAGAUACAGAAUGGUUCUCAGUAACUUUGUUGGGAUCCUCUGGACCUGUUAUCUUACUCACGCUUCUAAUACUGGCACCCAUGGGACAGUGAAGGGGGAGGAGGAAGAGAAGGAGAAGAAGCCUGGGUAACGUUGGUAACCUUGGUAA